GAAUUAAUAACUUAUUUUUGUUUAAUAAAUUAUUUAUUAAAUGGCUGAAAUUGUAUUAAGUGAUGAUAUAAUUGAACAAAUAAAAGAUUUUCGACAUCAUUACUUGACUGAAGAACAAGAAUCGUUAAUUGAUAAACUAAUAACAGACAAAAAAUUAAAAAAAUGUUAUAAAAAAAAUGGUUUAUGUAAAAAUUGUAAGCAGCCUAAGAGGCUUCAUUUUUUGUGUAGUUAUUGUUUAUUUCAACAAAAUUUCAAAAAUGGAACAAGUGGAAAUCAUGACGUUGACGAAUUUAUUAAAAAAGCACAAUUGGAAGCUGAACGUCUGGAUCAAAUCGUAGAGUGGAUUGAAUAUGAUAAAUUUGAAGAUGUUGAAUAUUUAGCAAAAGGGGGAUUUGGUACUACUUUUAAAGCAGUUUGGAAAGAUGGUCCUAUAUUGAGUUGUGACAAUAAUCAAUGGAGAAGAGAAAGUGAAACAAAAGUUGCUUUAAAAUGUUUAUAUAAUUCACAAGGCAUUACAGCAGAUUUUUUAAAAGAAGUUAAAUCAAAUAUUUUAGUAUAUUGUUCUGGUUAUACAGUUCGUUGUUUUGGUAUUACCAAAGAUCCAAAAACAAAUAAUUUUAUGAUGGUAAUGGAAUUUAAAAAUGGUAGUUUAAGACAACAUUUAAAUGACAAUUUUAUUUCACUAAAUUGGAAGCAAAAAUUGUGGAAUUUAUAUAGUAUUACAGGUGGUCUUAAAGAUAUUCAUGAUAAAGGAUUAAUUCAUCAUGAUUUUCAUUGUGGGAAUAUAUUAGGCAAUUUUAAUAAGAGUUCUUUUAUUACUGAUUUGGGAUUAUGUCAACCAGCAAAUGUCAAAUCCUCUCAAAAUAGUAAUAAAAAAACAUAUGGAGUAUUACCUUAUGUAGCACCAGAAGUUUUAAGAGGAAAAGAAUAUACACAAGCUAGUGAUAUUUAUGGAUAUGGAAUUAUUGCAUACGAAAUUUGUACAGGUUUUCCUCCUUAUUAUGAUAUAGCUCAUGAUGAUUUCUUAGCAAUGAAAAUUUGUAAGGGGUUGAGGCCAAAGUCUAAUUAUGAAAUUCCUCAAUUAAUUUUUGACAUCAUUAAUCAAUGUUGGGAUGCAGACCCUUUAAAACGACCUAAUGCACGUGAAUUAUAUACGUUAUUUUAUAGUUUAUGGUAUGAUUGUAAAAAAAGGGAUUCUGUAAUUUAUAGGCAAGUUGAAGAAACAGAUGAUAAUAAUAAAAAGUUAUUAUCUUCAAUGGUUCAAUCACCAUUAUCAACUACUAGUAAUCUCUUAUAUACAACACACUCUCAAGCAGUUUAUACAAGUAAACUUUUGGAUUUUAAAAAUCUUCCAGAACCCAAAAAUGCGGAUAAUGAUGAUUUAGAAUAUUCAGAUUCCUUAAAAAUGGAUUUUACUAAACUUAAUAUUAAUUCUAAAGAAGAAAAUUAAAACCUAUUUACUUUAAUUGAAAAUAUUUAGUAUAUUAAAAAACAACAUCAGAUAUAAUUUUAUUUUGAACUAGAGCGAGGAUAUUUUUUAAUAUUAUUUUGGAAAAU
Rhizophagus irregularis DAOM 181602=DAOM 197198 is the source of this 1557-nucleotide messenger RNA. Lineage: Eukaryota; Fungi; Glomeromycota; Glomeromycetes; Glomerales; Glomeraceae. The record is from RefSeq and is a predicted model, not a curated record.